Molecule: messenger RNA, 1773 nt
Organism: Closterium sp. Yama58-4
Lineage: Eukaryota; Viridiplantae; Streptophyta; Zygnematophyceae; Desmidiales; Closteriaceae
Source: the annotation of a GenBank genome assembly
AUGGGUCUCAAACGGCAUGCGUACGAGACGCAGACCAACUUCCUACCAGCAUGUCUCCUCGUCGCCUUUUGCCUCUUCGGCGUCUGGCUGUUCGCCAAGUCAGGACAUCCGCCACCAACGGCCACUGAAGUGAUUAUUGAAACCUCUCGCGUGGGAACCGACGGGCAGGUUGUCGUCGUGGAGGACAGCGUCGACAUCACCGAGACCCCCGACUCCGAUGUUGGGGGACCAAAAGCCGUCUUCUUGCAGCCGGAUUCAUCCGCUGGGGAUGUAGAAAGCUUCCAAUCUGCGGAAUCCGCAUCGAUAGGUGGCCUAUCCAAAUCGCCCAAGGACUCUGAUUCCACGGAGGAGGAGCCGGAUUUGGCGUUUGAGUACUCGCUGUGCGCCGACAAGGGCGUCGACUUCAUCCCGUGCCUCGACAACGAGAAGGCCAUCGCGGCGCUCAAGUCGCGGUCGCACUACGAGCACCGCGAGCGCCACUGCCCCACGGGCGACGACACCUUGCAGUGCCUGCUGCCUCUGCCCAGCGGCUACAAGCCCCACAUCAACUGGCCCGAGUCCCGUGAUCAGAUCUGGUACGACAACGUGCCGCACCCGAAGCUGGCGUCGUACAAGGCGGACCAGAACUGGGUGAAGCCCGAGGGCGACAAGUUCAUCUUCCCGGGCGGCGGCACGCAGUUCAAGUACGGCGCCACCAAGUACAUCGAGUGGCUGCAGGAGGCCGUGCCCUUCCUCAGCUGGGAAGCGCAAGCACAUCCGCACGGCGCUCGACAUGGGGUGCGGCGUCGCGAGCUUCGCGGCGUACCUGGAGCCGUUCAGCACGCGCGUGAUGUCCGUGGCGCCCAAGGACGAGCACGACGCGCAGAUCCAGUUCGCGCUCGAGCGCGGCGUGUCGGCCAUGAUUGGUGUGAUGGGCACGCAGCGCCAGCCGUACCCGUCGAACGUGUUCGACAUCGUGCACUGCGCGCGCUGCCGCGUGCCGUGGCACCGCGAGGGCGGCAAGCUGCUGCUGGAGCUCAACCGCCUCAUCCGCCCCGGCGGCUACUUCGUGUGGUCCGCCACGCCCGUGUGCCCCAAGUGCAAGGCCAAGGAGCCCGACGACAAGGAGAUCUGGGAGGCGAUGUCGGAGCUGACGGCGAACAUGUGCUGGCGCAAGGCGGCGAAGGAGAUCAACAUGGCGUUCGGCGUGGGCGUGAUGGUGUGGCAGAAGCCCACCGACAACGACUGCUACGACAGCCGCGCCGAGGGCACCCAGCCGCCUAUGUGCCCCGAGGAGGACAACGCCGACGCCGCGUGGUAUGUGCCGAUCCAAGCGUGCAUGCACCGCGUCCCCACAAAGGAAAAGACACGUGGCGUCGGGUGGCCAGUGGAGGGCAAGGACCGUUUGAGCGUGGUGCCGGCGUGGCUGGAGGGCGUGCAGAAGGGCAUCUACGGGCGGCGCGCGGCGGUCGAGUUCGACGCGGACAAGGCGCACUGGCUGCGCGCGUACCGCACGUACCUCACGGAGAUGGAGAUCGAGUGGGCCUCCGUGCGCAACGUGAUGGACAUGGACGCGCACUACGGCGGGUUCGGCGCGGCGCUGGAAGCAUCAGCAAAGCCCGUGUGGACGAUGAACGUGGUGCCGGUGACGAGCCCCGACACGCUGCCCAUCAUCUUCGACCGCGGGCUGCUGGGCGUGUACCACGACUGGUGCGAGUCGUUCAACACCUACCCGCGCACCUACGACAUGCUGCACGCCGACCGCCUCCUCGGCGCCUUCGCCACCAGCUCCAA